Molecule: messenger RNA, 3783 nt
Organism: Armigeres subalbatus
Lineage: Eukaryota; Metazoa; Arthropoda; Insecta; Diptera; Culicidae
Exons: 1
Coding region: 1-3783 (1260 amino acids)
Molecular function (GO): zinc ion binding; nucleic acid binding
Source: RefSeq, a predicted model, not a curated record
AUGACGGACGAUCUGCGUAGUUUAGUAAAGCGAGAAAAGCGCAUACGGAACAGUUUAGACUCAGUGGCUUUGUUUGUGAGCGAAUAUGAUGAACAACGUGACAAAGAUGAGGUGGGAGUUCGUUUGCAAUUGUUAGAAAGUUCAUUCAAAGAAUUCAAUCAAGUGCACGAGAAAAUUGAGGUGGUUCUGGAUGAAGUCGACGAGGAGCAGAACGCUGAUUCAAAGGAAUCGGAAAAGGAUCGUCGAUCAAGGCUGGAACAAGCAUCCAAGAAGCGAGAAGCGGAAGGUGCAGCGUUGACCAAGGACAUCGAGAAUCGCUACUGCAAGGCCAAAGCUGCGUUGUUGAAGUGGCUACAGACCACGAAACCUGCAUCCAACAAUUCAGUAAUUCCAGAUAAUCAAUCCGUUCUCUCUAAAGUGAAGCUUCCAGAAAUCAGACUUCCGACAUUCAGUGGCAAACUUCGAGAUUGGGUAUCUUAUAGGGAUGCUUUCCAAAGCCUGAUUCACGGGAGCCGUGAACUCACCGACAUGGACAAAUUCACCUACCUGAGAUCGUCGUUGUCUGGAGAAGCGCUUCAGGAAGUCAGUUCCAUUGAACUUUCCGCCGCCAAUUAUGUUGUGGCUUGGGCUGCACUUGAGGAACGAUACCACAACAAGAAGCUGAUAGUGAAGGCCUAUCUCGAUGCUAUCUUCUCCAUCGAAUCCAUGCGGAAGGAAAACUACGAAGCACUGAACCAGCUUGUCAGUGACUUUGAGAAGAAUCUCCAAAUGCUGCAGAAGAUGGGAGAAAAUACCGACGGCUGGAGCACAGUUCUGGUGUACAUGGUGUGCUCAAAGCUCGAUGGUGUAACCCUUCGAUUCUGGGAAUCUUCGCAUAACUCGAAGGAAGUGCCAACCUAUCGGAAUUUGGUGACCUUCCUGAAGAAUCAUUGCGCUGUUCUCCAGUCAGUUGAACCGAACAAAGCCACCUCCGUCGAACAGAAGAAACCGAAGAUAAGCGUCAGCCAUCCUACGAUCGCCACCGGUCGGUGUUGCUUCUGUGCCGAAACGUUUCAUCCUGCUUUCUUGUGCAAGCGAUUCCAGAAGAUGAAGAUACCAGAACGAUACGAUACAGUGAGAAAGAACGGUCUGUGCAUGAAUUGUUUGUCUUCUGGUCACUUGGCCAGGAAUUGCAGCAAGGGAGUUUGCCGUCAAUGUGGAAGAAAACACCAUACUCUGCUUCACUUUGAAGCAAACAGUGCUAAAUACAAAUCCUCCGUUCCACAGACGAUAACAAGACCCCCAAGUGAUCGUCAACCACCAACAAAUCAAGCACAGCCGGAAACAUUUACCAACCAGACAGCACACACCACAAACCAUAACGAACCCUCCACUUCACUGUCAGUAGUCCAAACACUUUCGCAAAACACCAACCCACAGUCCGCCACAGACAAACUGAACACAUUGCAACACACUGUAUCCCUUCCGUCUCAAACAAGACCUUCUACACAAGUUCUGCUUUCUACCGCCAUCGUGCGGAUUUGUGAUGAUAACGGAAGAUCGAUGUUGGCCAGAGCAUUACUAGAUUCUUGCUCGCAGUAUUGCUUCGUUACAUCUGAGUUUUGUCGUCGAAUGAAUCUCCAAGAAGGUCAGAAUUACGUUACCGUAAAGGGAAUCGGUGGUUCCGAAAGCGUUUCGCAGAAAGCUGUACGUGGUACGAUCAGUCCCCGCUUCGCAAGCAUUUCUAAUUUCGAGGAAGUGAUGCGGUUCAACGUGUUACCGAAGCUAACGAUUCCACUCCCGUGUGAAGGGUUCGAAACAAGCCAGUGGAAUCUACCACAAGACAUUACACUAGCGGAUCCGCACUUCUACCAAUCCUCGAGCAUCGACAUGAUCAUCGGUGCCGAAUACUAUCUCGACCUGCUGCGAGAAGGGAGGUUCCGGCUCAGCGAAGAUGGUCCAACAUUCCAAAACACGGUGUUCGGAUGGAUCGUGUCUGGUCGCACCACUAGUACUUCCUUAUCAGUCGCCGCCACCACACUAUGUUCCACAGCGGAGCUUCAAGAGCAGCUAGCUCGAUUUUGGGAACUCGAAAGUUGCCAGCUGAGGAGUACUUAUUCCAUAGAAGAAGGUGAGAAGUGUGAGGAAAUCUUCAAGCAAACAACUACCCGCGACGAAGAAGGGCGCUUUGUCGUUUGCUUACCGAAGAAAAGGCACAUCAUUGAGCAAUUGGGAGAGUCAGGACGCAGCGCAGAACGACGAUUCAUUAGUUUGGAGCGACGAUUUGCCACUAAUCCGCAGCUGAAGAAGCUGUACUGUGAAUUCAUGGAGGAAUACUCGUCAAUGGGUCAUAUGAAGGAAGUCAGCGAAGCAGAACUGUCCAGAUCGGUGUGUUAUUAUUUGCCACACCAUGCUGUUCUGAAGCCGGACAGUACAACGACCAAAUUGCGCGUUGUGUUUGACGCAUCGUGCAAAACUACAUCAGGCGCUUCACUGAAUGAUGGGUUGAUGGUCGGUCCCGUAGUUCAGGAUGAUCUCAUCUCCAUUCACGCUCGAUUUCGACUGCGUCGGAUUGGUAUCGUCGCUGACGUAGCAAAGAUGUACCGAAUGGUAAGAAUGUGCUCACGUGAUCAGAAGUUGCAUCUUAUUCUAUGGAGGAAGUCGUCAGAACAACCCAUCCAGACUUACCAGCUCACGACCGUUACGUACGGCACGGCAUCGGCUCCGUUUCUGGCCACUCGUUGUCUAGUUCAGCUAGCAGGAGACGGAGACUCCACACAUUCAGUAGCAGCAAAUGUACUGCAUAAAGAUUUUUAUGUCGACGACAUGAUCACGGGUGUCGACAAUCCAGAGGAAGGCAAGAAGCUAGUCACAGAAAUGGUUAGCCUGACAGACUCUGCUGGAUUCUCGUUACGUAAAUGGAACUCGAACUGUGAAGAAGUCCUAACCGAACUGCAGCCGCAUCUUCGCGACAAUCGAGAAGUAUUCGAGAUGGAUCCUCCACCGCCAACCGCUACCGUCAAAACACUAGGCCUCGUCUGGUGUCCUUCCGCCGAUGAUUUCAGCUUCACCGUUCCAAAGUGGAGUACGACAACAGGGGUGACGAAGAGGACUGUUGUUUCCGAUGCAUCCAGAUUGUUUGAUCCAUUGGGUUUGAUUGGACCCGUAAUCGUCGAAGCCAAGAUUUUCAUCCAAACGUUGUGGAAACUACAAGUCAGUUGGGACGAUUUGCUUCCUGAAAACCUUCAAGCAUUUUGGUUGGAGUAUCGUAGAAACCUUGGUGCUUUGGAAUCCAUCAGCAUUCCGCGAUGGGUCAACUACAGUGGGGACUGUUCCUCAGUCGAAUGGCACGGCUUCUGCGACGCUUCAGAUAGCGCAUACGGUGCUUGUUUGUAUUUGCGAUGUACCACUUCUGAUGGUUCUGUUCGUGUUCAGUUAAUGAUGUCAAAGUCCAGAGUAGCACCACUGGAGGAUUUGAAGAAGAAGAAGCGCAAGCUUUCAACGCCCCGUCUAGAACUUUCGUCCGCAUUGCUUCUCAGUCAUCUUUACGAGAAGGUUAGCCAAGCUACCCAAUUGAAAAUUCCGUCGUUUUUCUGGACUGAUUCCAACAUUGUUAAAUUUUGGAUUGCGUCGACUCCAUCGCGAUGGCAAACCUUUGUCGCGAACAGGGUGUCCGAGAUCCAGCACCUGACUAAAGGUGGUUUAUGGAACCAUGUCGCAGGAAUCGAAAACCCAGCCGAUGUUCUUUCGCGUGGCAUAUCAGCCGCUCAAUUGGAGUACCAAAAGUUGCUGUUGAACAGCUAG